Schizosaccharomyces cryophilus OY26 is the source of this 3616-nucleotide messenger RNA. Its product is annotated as DUF1716 family protein. The transcript has a single exon. Gene Ontology annotation, cellular component: spliceosomal complex. The record is from RefSeq and is a predicted model, not a curated record. Bases 218 to 1906 code for a protein of 562 amino acids. Lineage: Eukaryota; Fungi; Ascomycota; Schizosaccharomycetes; Schizosaccharomycetales; Schizosaccharomycetaceae.
CUUUGACCCUGCAACCCUUCCCUUCUUAAACAAUAACCUGUAGUCUCUUAUACUUCACUUGGAAGGAGUGCUAUACCCCAAAGCAUAGAUAGAAAUUUGUAUAAACUUAACUAUACAAACUCUAAGUUCAUUAAUUUCGGAGAAUUCAAAAGUUUGAUUGAAUUUACCACUAGGGCUCGUACACUUUCACACAAUAGUGUUAAGAGAAGAAGAAAGGAUGAAUGUAGAUUCCAUAUUUCAAAAGGCAAAUGAAUCGAGUAAAAAAAGAACGAUCGAUGAACCAAGCGCCACUGAGAAGUCGUUGAGCAAACGUCGAAUGGACGAACCGGAAUUGCAAGAUAUAGAAGACGAAGAAGAAUUUGACGAAGAAGGUGGUCGCUUUUUUGGAAGUGGUUUAAGUGAAAAGGAGAAGGAAAGUCUACAAUUUUUGGAUCAGAAUGAGGAAAAAGAAGAACCUGUAAUACUAACACCUAAUGAAUUAAAAAAGAAGGUUGUGAAGUUGGAGAAAGUUUUGAACCAGAAUCAAGAGCUUCGUUCAAAAUACCCAGAGUCCCCCGAGAAGUUCAUCGAGUCAGAAGCUGACUUGGAUGAGGAAAUUCGUUCUUUCAACCUCUUGUCCGAAUAUCCCAGCCUGUUUCCUUUGUUUAUAAAAUUGGGAUGUGUCACUACAUUCUUAGAGCUUAUGACUCAUGAAAACGCAGAUAUUAUGAUUACGGUACUGGAUAUGUUUCUCGAAUUAACUAACGAAGAUAUCGAUGAGGAUGCCUUGAGUUCCUUGUAUGAAGCUUUAAUACAAACAGGAUUUUUGCAAGUGCUUUCCAACGGAAUUAAGAGGCUUGAUGAAAAAAAUGAAGCUGAUAGGCAUGGCGUAUACGCCAUUUUAUCACUUUUAGAGAACCUUAUUUCAAUUGACAAUGAAGUAUGCUCAACAGUGGCUCAGAAAACCGACAUGCUACAAUGGUUGUUACAACGCAUCUCUGUUUCUGAAACGUAUAUUACAGCCAAUUUACAAUAUUCGGUUGAAAUUUUGGCUAUCUUCCUUAGUCACUCCCAAGAUGCCCGCAAAAAGGUCUGUGAACUAAAUGGUAUAGACUUAUUACUACGAAGAAUAAGUCCCUACCGUUUACACGACCCGUCCCAAGGGUUAGAAGAAGAAACAAUGGAAAAUGUUUUUGAUUGUUUGUCUAGUCUUACCCAGGAAACAUACGGAAAAGACUCAUUCCUGAAGGAAGAAGGAAUCGAACUAUGUAUUUUAAACAUGAAGUACAAGGGAAAGAGUAGAAAUUCAUCAUAUAAAGUUAUCGAUUACUUAUUAUUUGGACCUCUUUCGAUGCCCUAUUGCCAGCAUUUUGUUCAGGCUGGAGGAUUAAAAUACAUUUUUUCUGCAUUUAUGAAAAGUGAAAGCUCGGAAACGGUAAGCCAUCUAUUAGCUAUCUUUUGCUCCUUGUUUCGAUCAUUACCAGCGGAUACGAUAGAAAGAAUGCGGUUUUUCAGAAAAUUUUCUGAAAAUAAUAACGAGAAAACGAAAAGAAUCGUUUCAAUUUAUCGAAAAUUACACGUGGACUUGGAGAAAAUCAAUAAGCAAAGAGACUUAGAUCAAACACCUGAAACAGAAGAAAAGUCCACCCGGUGGUUCUUAGUACAAAUAGAUCAUGGGCUGUUUUCGUUUCAAUCAGUGGUUGUUAUUCUAAGCUGGUUAUGUGUUGAGGACAAUGACAUGUUAGAAGUCAUUAGGUCGCUUUUCAAGGACGCUAAUUUUCCUCUGAACGAUUUAAAGGAAAACUUGCUCGCAUAUCAUGAAAGCUUGGAAGAUCCUUCGGCUCAAAAUGAAGAAAGUGAUGAUAUGUAUAGAAUUGAAGAAAAGCCUAUGGUUACGGCUUUAUUAGAGGCAUUUCCCGAAGACUAAUAUGUUUAAUGGCUAGACUUAGCUAAAGGAUACAUGGAUAAAUGAACGGAAAUUAUUAUAUAUUAAAUGCCAGAAAUAAAAAGAGACUAUAUAAAUUAGGUUAAUCAUUUUGAUUUAAAUUUCAAAGGAAGAGGACCAAGAAUUCUUAAUCGGCCAAAUGAGAGUACUCUGUUUCCAAAAGUUUUUUUUGGAAAAACUUUUCAAGGCGGUCGGCGUUUUUGUAAUAAGUAGUGCUUGGAUCAUUAUAUUGUCGGCAAUUAUUAAAUAUUAACUUUGCGUCUCGAAUGAAUUCUUCAACAGAUUCAUACUGGUUAUUAUGAAGUCGAUACUCCAUAGUAGAUAAAUCCACUGGAUGCUCAAUGACUUCGUAGUAAUCGGGAACAUCUUCUCUGUUCACAGGUUGAGCAAACGGCCAAGAGGAAGGAUGGUUUUGCAUUUCAGUAAAAAGCAUUUCUAAUACGGCGAAGAAUGGCUUGGGCUUUGGUUGUUUGGCAAGUUCCUCCAUUUCCUUGCACCAUCCGACUUCCAUCAAACCUGGAACUUGGUUUGGUUCGAUAUGUGCGGGUCCGUUCUUGAAUACUUCCAGUCCGGGAUAAACGAUGUUGGAGCGAGUGAGUUUGUUGAUUUUUGAAAUAACAGCUGCUUUUUGAAUAGCUAAAAUUACAUUCGCUUCCAAGUAUUUAAUCUUUGGGAGCAUGGUACACUGCAUCAAAGUACCACCUUCGUAAUCUUUUAUAUAGCCCAUCCAUAUUUCUUUCGGCAAGGUGAUUUCUUUGGUAAAUCCUUGCUUUUUAAAAUAACCAAUGGCAUAGUUAUCGGCAUAUGUGAGGAAAUGCUGGACUUUGGAAGUUCCACGAACGUAAUCUUUUAAAUGAUUCAUUAAAUGUGAGCCAUAACCUCGUACCUGUUCAGUAGAAGCAAUCGCACAAAAAACAAUUUCGGCAAAUUGACGUUGCUCAAAGGGACGGUAGGUGAUGCCACCCACAACGUGCAAGUUAUCUUUCACGAUGGUCAUGGACAGGUGAUUUCUGUCGUAAAUAAGUCUUGUAAUAUAUUCCUUUGGCAUUUUAGGUAAUUGCUUCAUGAAGAUAUUUUUUAGACCUGUCAACAUAAUAAAGCUUUCAGGAUUACCGUCAUUUGCUACCACACGAAACUUAAUGAUUCCUCGUUUUUCUUCCAAAGCAGCAGGCUUUUCCAAAAUCUUAAGUUGUCCCAAAUCAAAGUCUACUUUCAGGUCAGACGAAAGCAAUCUUCGACGUUUGGAAGUCGCUGCAUCAUUUCCAUUUAUGGCCUGAGAAGAUUGCAACUGUAUUUCAGAGUCCGUUUCUUUUCUCUCUUCCUUGAUGGUAGUAGGCUUAUCAAUUUCCAUAGCCGUAUGGUUUUCUUCCUCCUCGUUGUAGUGAUGAUUUGGAUUCAUCGUACUUUCAAAUAACUCUUUUAUUUGUUUACAGCCCUGAAGUCCAGUCCACCCCAAACCGAAGAAAAGAAAGCAAUCAAACAAGAUAUCUCCCCACAAAAAUAUGCAAGAAAACAGGAAUCACGUUUCGUACAACAAAACACUUAUAAUACGCUGACAAUGAUAGUUUUUCUUCGUUUUCGUUACACAAAACUAUGAGUAGUAAACGGAGACACAACAAAGAGAAAGUUAUAAUAGAGUACUCAAAAUGAAAGCAUUUUCUUCGAAACCGUCAACCAAAACUUACAAAAACC